GGCGCGUCUCCUCUUUUCCCCUCCCAUCUCCCCAGAUCGGUGGACGUGCUCACCUCCGCUCCGGGCCAGGUCUAUGUCCCGGUUUCCCGCCGUCGCGGGCAGGGCGCCAAGGCGGCAGGAGGAGGGCGAGCGGUCAAUAGACCUUCAGGAAGAGCGGCCUUCGGCUGUUUCCAUCGCUGAUAGAGAAGAGAAAGGAUGCACAUCACAGGAGGGAGGAACUACUCCAACUUUUCCUAUUCAAAAACAAAGAAAAAAGCUUAUUCAAGCUGUGAGGGACAAUUCAUUCCUUAUUGUUACUGGAAAUACAGGAAGUGGUAAAACAACUCAACUCCCAAAAUAUCUGUAUGAAGCAGGGUUUUCACAACAUGGUAUGAUUGGUGUGACUCAACCACGAAAAGUAGCUGCUAUAUCAGUUGCUCAGAGGGUUGCUGAAGAAAUGAAAUGUGCUUUGGGAUCCAAAGUAGGGUACCAAGUUCGUUUCGAUGAUUGCAGCUCUAAGGAAACUGCAAUCAAAUAUAUGACUGAUGGAUGUUUACUGAAACAUAUUCUGGGAGAUCCAAAUCUUACCAAGUUCAGUGUCAUCAUUUUAGAUGAAGCCCAUGAGAGAACUCUAACUACAGACAUCUUAUUUGGUUUAUUGAAGAAGUUAUUUCAAGAGAAGUCUCCUAAUAGGAAGGAACAUUUGAAGGUCGUGGUGAUGUCAGCAACUAUGGAAUUAGCCAAGCUCUCAGCAUUCUUUGGAAAUUGUCCAAUAUUUGAUAUACCUGGAAGGCUUUAUCCAGUCAGAGAAAAAUUCUGCAAUUUGAUUGGCCCACGAGACAGAGAAAAUACUGCAUAUAUUCAAGCGAUUGUGAAAGUGACCAUGGAUAUCCAUUUGAAUGAAAUGGCUGGAGACAUCUUGGUUUUUCUAACUGGUCAGUUUGAAAUUGAAAAAAGUUGUGAGUUACUUUUUCAGAUGGCAGAGUCUGUUGAUUAUGAUUAUGAUGUUCAAGAUACAACUCUGGAUGGUUUGUUAAUAUUGCCAUGUUAUGGAUCUAUGACAACAGAUCAACAGAGAAGAAUAUUUUUGCCACCUCCACCUGGAAUUAGAAAAUGUGUCAUAUCCACCAAUAUUUCUGCAACAUCUUUGACAAUAGAUGGAAUCAGAUAUGUGGUAGAUGGUGGCUUUGUGAAGCAGUUAAAUCACAAUCCCAGAUUAGGGUUGGACAUCCUGGAGGUGGUUCCAAUUUCAAAGAGUGAGGCGUUACAGCGAAGUGGCCGAGCUGGCAGGACUUCCUCAGGAAAAUGCUUUCGGAUCUAUAGUAAAGAUUUUUGGAACCAGUGUAUGCCUGACCAUGUGAUCCCUGAGAUUAAGAGAACUAGUUUGACAUCUGUAGUUCUGACCUUAAAGUGCCUUGCCAUACACGAUGUUAUAAGGUUUCCCUAUUUGGAUCCACCUAAUGAGAGACUUAUUUUGGAAGCUCUUAAACAACUUUACCAGUGUGAUGCUAUUGACAGGAGUGGCCAUGUGACCAGAUUGGGUUUGUCUAUGGUGGAAUUUCCUCUCCCUCCACAUCUGACAUGUGCAGUAAUAAAGGCUGCUUCUCUGGAUUGUGAAGAUCUACUACUUCCAAUAGCAGCAAUGUUGUCUGUGGAAAAUGUCUUCAUUAGACCUGUUGAUCCAGAGUACCAGAAGGAAGCAGAACAAAGACAUAGAGAAUUGGCAGCUAAAGCUGGAGGAUUUAAUGACUUUGCAACUUUAGCUGUCAUCUUUGAACAGUGCAAAUCAAGUGGAGCUCCAGCUUCGUGGUGCCAAAAACAUUGGAUUCAUUGGAGAUGCUUAUUUUCUGCAUUUCGUGUUGAAGCUCAACUUCGGGAACUAAUCAGGAAGCUUAAACAGCAAAGUGAUUUUCCAAGAGAGACCUUUGAAGGCCCAAAACAUGAAGUACUACGAAGAUGUCUUUGUGCAGGCUAUUUCAAAAAUGUAGCUCGAAGAUCUGUUGGGAGAACGUUUUGCACAAUGGAUGGGCGUGGAAGCCCAGUUCACAUUCAUCCUUCCUCAGCACUUCAUGAACAAGAAACCAAACUUGAAUGGAUCAUUUUUCAUGAGGUAUUAGUUACCACCAAAGUCUACGCAAGAAUUGUGUGUCCAAUCCGUUAUGAAUGGGUGAGAGACUUGUUACCCAAGUUGCAUGAAUUUAAUGCACAUGAUUUGAGCAGUGUGGCCCGACGUGAAGUGAGAGAAGAUGCAAGGAGGAGAUGGACAAAUAAGGAAAAUGUAAAGCAUCUAAAGGAUGGAAUCUCAAAAGAAGUCCUAAAGAAAAUGCAAAGAAGAAAUGAUGAUAAAUCCAUAUCAGAUGCACGUGCUCGUUUCCUUGAGCGAAAACAGCAGAGGUCCCAGGAUCACAGUGACACACGGAAGGAAACAGGCUAAGUGGUGAACCUCCAAUUCAGGAAGUAGGAAAAGCAGCCAGGAAAUGUGCUUCUACUUUGCCAUUUAUAUCAGACAGCACUACCAAGAGGAAGUGGUCAGCAGCUGUUAUUAGCAUAUAAGCUAAAAGCAAAUCAAAGUUCAUCAGUACCAAUAAAUGGAAUUUUCAAAGAAAAGAUUGAGUUGCCAUUGUCCUAGGCAAUGAUAUAUGAAACCAAUGAAAGACAAUACAUGUAAUAUUUUCCUCACGUCAAUUUUGCUGGCCUUAACUGGUAUCAAAUGCUGUCAUUGAAAUAUUUUCAAAGAACACUGAAUUGUAUUUAAUCAGCGUGUAUUCCAUUUGCAUUUGAAGUAUUAAAAAUUAUUUUCCUUAAAUCUCUUUAAGGCCUUCUUGUUGCUAUUAGAAUAGUAUUAUAUCAGGUUAUCAGGUAUGUGACCAUUUCCUUCAGAAGGCUGAAUAUAAGAGGUUUUUACUCAGCAAUACUUAGAUGUCUAACUGUUUAAUUGCUACAGAGCUUUAUAGAUAUUUAGAGAAAAGACUUAAUCACUUAGUAAAUAAGAAAAUUGCCUAUGGCAAGUUUCUUUGUUGAAUUAAUAUUAAUCCUUAAAUUGAUUUUUCUGGGAUUAUACAGAUUCCUUUUUAUAUAAAAAUAUAUUGUUUAAGACAGUAGCUAUAGCCAUUAACCAAAGGACAGAUGAUAUAUAUAUGUUGUUUUUUUUUUUUUUUUUUUUUUUUUAGCUGUCCCUACAUACCUGUAUCAGCAUCAUGUAUGUAGGUGUGACAGUGUUUCAAACAGCCCCUCUACCCGGCCUACGCUCUUGGCUCCAGCUGCUUGGGUAGGACCAAUUAAACAUCUGUUACGCUCAUCUUGAAAUGGGAUUUCUUCAAAGCAGCCAACACUACAUCACCAGUGUUUCAAAUUGGAACCUUGAGGCUAGUUAGUAUAACACUCAGGCCACACUCAGCACUUGCCCACUCUGUGUUUACUGCCUUGUAUUCUAGUUAUUUGUGUAUCUGUCUGUCUCCCCCACUAGAUUAUACGCUCCUUGUGGGCAGGGACUAUGUCUUUUUCAUCUUUGUAUCUUUUAUGGCACCUAGCACAGUGCUUUGCACAUAGUAGUCAUCAAUGUUUGUUAAAUAAAGCUAUUAGUGUCAUUAAAAUUCAAAAGGUA
Canis lupus familiaris (dog) is the source of this 3583-nucleotide messenger RNA. RefSeq names its product DEAH-box helicase 40 (gene DHX40). Lineage: Eukaryota; Metazoa; Chordata; Mammalia; Carnivora; Canidae. The record is from RefSeq and is a predicted model, not a curated record. Gene Ontology annotation, cellular component: intracellular anatomical structure. Gene Ontology annotation, molecular function: ATP binding; RNA binding. Bases 74 to 2413 code for a protein of 779 amino acids. The transcript has 18 exons.